This is a messenger RNA of Melampsora larici-populina 98AG31, 150 nucleotides long. RefSeq lists its product as uncharacterized. Lineage: Eukaryota; Fungi; Basidiomycota; Pucciniomycetes; Pucciniales; Melampsoraceae. The transcript has a single exon. The record is from RefSeq and is a predicted model, not a curated record. The coding region runs from base 1 to 150 and encodes 49 amino acids.
AUGGUUAGUUACCUCGGAAGCAUUAGUUUUACACGACUUGAUGCCCUUUUCAACCGAGGUUUUAUAGCUCAAAUCCGACCUAUCUACCAACCCAAUCCAUCUCUCCACCGAUCCGACUGUACCCUACACCUCACCGAGAUCACCUUUUGA